Ostertagia ostertagi is the source of this 1071-nucleotide messenger RNA. Lineage: Eukaryota; Metazoa; Nematoda; Chromadorea; Rhabditida; Trichostrongylidae. The record is from the annotation of a GenBank genome assembly.
AUGUUGUUGCAUACGCGGGACGUUUCGCACCAAAUUCUCUUCAUGAAUUACUUCUACUAUGCUUCAGAUAUUGAGUUUCGUGCGAAGAAACCUCUGUUGCGCAAACUAGCACGGCUGGUACUUCGUCGGGCUUCACCUUUGGCUCGACAACGACCACGACGUCAACACCUUCGCUUUUUGGCUCAACCACCACAACAACGCCUGCAUCAAAACCGCUGUUUGGCAGUGUGCCACAAUCCGGCACAACAACUUCACUGUUUGGCUCCACAACUACUACAUCUGGUGGACUCUUUGGUGCUAAAACCACGACUACAACUGCAUCUGGAGGUCUUUUUGGUGGAUCUACAAGUGGAGGGCUGUUUUCUAAACCAGCAACCUCAGGCUUUGGGAGCACAGGCGGAACGGGGUCUUUUGGGCUCAAAACCAAUGACAGGUGGAUUGUUUGGUUCUGCUGCUGCAGCACAACCGGCAAUGGAAACAAAGCAGACUGUUCAAGGAAUUCUGCAGGAAUCGGAUGCGCUUGUUCGUUCACUGACCAAAGUCGAGCUGUUUGGGGAUGAGCGAGACGAGAUGAUAGCAAAGCUGAAUCAGUUGGCUGCAGCAAUGGGUGUUGGAGCUGGUUACUACAAAGAUGGGCAACAACCAGUGCAGUAUACUCAGAGCGGUCCUUUCCAUCGAAUUAAGGCGAUUGGAUAUAAUCGUACAUCGCAGCACAGUGAUUCAGAUGGAAUAGUCGCUCUCGUCGUGAAGGCUCCUGUAACAGAGUAUCAAACAAGUGAACAAAAACAGAAAUUUGUCGACGCGCUGUUCGUAGUCCUUGGCAGUAAACCAACCAUACACGCUCACAUCGAAUCUGUAACGGCACUUCCCGACAAUUUCACGGAGAUUUGUAUCUACGUAACGGAGAAGUUCCGUGGGCGUAUUUCUAGCAAGGAACUUGCGCAAUAUCUCAAUCAGGCCGCUCAGAAACAGCAAUUAGAAACACAGCUCAAGGUUGAUAAGGAUAAGAUUGUAUCUCGAGUUCAGAUGGACAAACAACAAAAAGAAUUGUAUCUGAGAGAUCCACCCACA